Messenger RNA from Panicum virgatum (switchgrass), 2295 nucleotides. RefSeq names its product receptor protein-tyrosine kinase CEPR1-like. NCBI's taxonomy places the organism in Eukaryota, Viridiplantae, Streptophyta, Magnoliopsida, Poales, Poaceae. The record is from RefSeq and is a predicted model, not a curated record. The transcript has 7 exons. Gene Ontology annotation, biological process: protein phosphorylation. Gene Ontology annotation, molecular function: ATP binding; protein kinase activity. The coding region runs from base 84 to 2087 and encodes 667 amino acids.
CCCCGGCCCUGAGUAGUCAACAACUCGACGGCUCUCCCCCCACCCUUCUGCCACUUUCCUCUUCCUCGACGCAUCAAAGCAUCAUGGCUCUGCUCGCGUUUCAGCAAGAGAACCUUGCAAGCUUGAUCGCUUCCAGGAUCAUCGCCGAGCUACAUCGGCAAUAUGCUUUCGACUGCUACAAGCAGCCGCCCAGAGCACAGCGAGAAGGGGAUUGGGAGGUUAUUACUGUGUUAUUAGCUCAUCUCGUCAGGGCACACAGCGGAUUUCCUGAAAUCGAGGGUAGCGCCUAUGUCUAUGAGAAUUUAGCCUUCUCUGCUUUAACGAUUGUGUAUGGAGUCGGUUGUGUUCCUGCAAAGCCCCAGUGGAAGUCAUCUGAAGUUGUGAAGGCCUCUGAAUCCCGUAUCAUGGAAGGCGUUAGCGAGAUCUUCGUUGUUCGUGAAGAAAGAGUUCCAUCUCAAGUUCAUGAAAAAAGUGUGGAGUUAACUGGAGGAAUAACUCUUGCUGACAAGACGCAUAGGUUACUCUGUUGUACACAAAAAGAAAACCUUGAUGAGCAUCACGGAAUUGAUUGGCACACACGCUACAAAAUAAUUCAGGGGAUUUGCGAGGGUUUGGCAUACCUCCAUAGGCAACUGGAAUAUUGUAUUUGUCAUGGUGAUGUAAAACCGGACAAUAUAUUGCUGGAUGCAAUUAUGGUGCCAAAAAUUGCAGAUUUUGGCCUGUCAAGGUACUACGGGGAAGAAAUUGUAGGAACAAGUAAAAUUGUGAAGUGCAAUGGAACAAUACUUCUUUCUGACAAGAUGGUGAGGUUACUCUGUUUUGAGUAUUUGCAAAAGGGAAACCUUGCUGCGUAUCUUUCUGAUGAGCAUCAUGUAAUUGAUUGGCACACACGCUACAAAAUAAUUAAGGGGAUUUCCGAGGGUUUGUCAUACCUCCAUACGCAACUGGAACAUCUUAUUUGUCAUUUUGAUGUACAACCAGACAAUAUAUUGCUGGAUGCAAAUAUGGUGCCGAAAAUCGCAGAUUUUGACCUGUCACGGUGCUUCGCGGAAGAACUAGCACGAAACAAGACAAAUUGUAUAGGAACACAGAGGUACGAAGCGCCAGAGAUGAACGGAAAGAAAAUCUCAUAUUUGUCUGACAUAUACCGUUUGGGUCUCCUAGUCCUUAGUAUAUUGAAGAUUACAUGGUGGAGGCAAGCGAUGUGGAUUAUGCUCGAGUCAUCUGCCAAACAAAUGAAGAGAUUAAACCAAAUAGCUUUAAGCUGUCUGGAAACAGGCAAAUCCACAAAGGUUACGAGAAGCACUGCUUCUUCAACGCAACGGGCUGCGGAUGAUAUCAACGUCCCGGAUUCUGGUGUUCGCAUCGGCGCCACAGUUGACGUCCCCAAAAUGAAACCUUCCCCGGAUUGUAUUAACAUGGUCAAGGCACCAUCAACUCCUGAAGAUUCAGUGGUCCUUGUGCUUGACUCCGGAAGCAGUAAAUUAGCCCAAACACCAUCUAUGCAUCGACAUCUCAGCCAUAGUAACCUGACAGAUGAACGGAGCAACAAACCACUCUCUAAUAGAGCUCCAGCAACCAAUUCGUCAGACGACACAACACGCGCUCCAGUGGAACCUAAUAAGCUUACUGACGAUGCAGCUCACAGUGAACCUAAUUCCAGCGUCGACGAACGCGAUACCAAUGAGGAGGCAAGGAGAUCCGGCAAAUGGUAUGUAGCAACCGGCGCAGCACAUCACGCGACAGGGGACCGUGGUCUAAUCACCAACCUGGUGGAACUCGAGAACGAUAGCCUAUGUGUUCACGCGGCAGAUGGGACGCCCAUGCUUGUCCGAGGCCGCGGCAACGUGGAGACCGACAACGUGGUGCUUCCGGACGUGUACUACGUCCCCGGGCUUUGGACGAACCUUGUUUCCGUCGGCCAGCUUGCGGGGCUAGAUUACUGCAUCGGGUUUAGCCGCGGUGCAUGCCACAUCAGUGACGCCGCCGGCACGGUCGUCGGUACAGCCCACGCCAGGGGGGACGGCCUGUAUGAGGUGGACCAUCUCAGAGUGCCACUUGCUGGCGCAUACCGUGAAGUGCUGUAGCAUAUGUGCUGUUGUUGUGUGAGCUAGUGCGAUGUAGGAGCCACAUUCAAUAAGGGCAACCGAUCCAUGCACUAUAUUGCUUUUCGCUUUUUGUUAAAACUUUGUAUGUCUUCCUGAUCGGCCCAAUUCCAUCGCACCAACUAUGCAUGAAACCAUGUUCCAUGAACUGGUUAUCAUUAUAUAUGCUAUUGCUUAUGUGUUUUUUAUU